AUGGCUGGCUGGACGCUGGCUGAGGGAGCUGGUCUGCAGCUGCCAGGAGACUACUCCAUCUCUGGGCUUUUCCCCCUCCACAACACAGCCUCAUCCAUGUCAGGUCUACCUGCUUUGGCAUCCUGUGAAGAAGGAUUGUCCAAUAAGCAUGGCUAUCACUUGAUACAAGCUAUGAGAUUAGCUGUAGAAGAAAUCAACAAUGGCACCAGAGACAAGUCUCUUCUCCCAGGGGUGACGCUGGGCUACCAAGCGUACGACAUCUGCUCCCUCCCUGCUAGUGUGCUGGCCACUCUGGACCUCCUGAGUCAACAGUACCAGAGAGGGGCUGGGACCGGGGUCAAGGGAGACCCAGGGUCCGUGGCUGUUAUUGGGCCUGACAGCAGCAGUUACACCUUUACCCCUGCUGCUCUCCUGGGGGCCUAUCUAGUACCACAGAUCUCUUAUGAGGCUUCCAACGAGAUGCUGAGCAACAAGUACCUCUACCCAUCCUUCUUCCGCACCAUCUCCAGUGAUAAGCACCAGGUGGCCGCCAUGCUCCAGCUGCUGGUGAGGUUCCAGUGGACCUGGAUAGCCCUGCUGGGCAGCGACAACGACUACGGCCUCCAGGGCAUGCGGAGCUUGUUUGAGCAGGCAGACCAGAGUGGUGUCUGCAUCGCCUACCAGGGAGUCAUCCCCAAACUCACCCAGGACAACUCCAACAUCAUGAACAAUAUAGUUCAGGGUAUACUGAAGACCAAAGUCAAUACAAUAGUUGUGUUCUCGAGUAAAAGAAUCGUCAGUGGGUUCUUCCCGUUUGUCAUACAGCAGAAUGUGACAGGUAAGGUGUGGAUAGGAACAGAGGACUGGUCAGUGGCCACCCUGGUGUCAGACAUACCUGGCAUUCAAACCAUUGGAACUGUCCUGGGGAUGUCUGUUAAAUAUGCAGCCAUACCUCAAUUGAAGGAGUUUGAGAGUCAGACUCUUGUUCCAACGCAGCAGAGUAAUACUUCAGGAUUUCCGAAUGGCACUAUGGACAUGCGUGUUGAAUGUCUACAACGCACAAACCUCUACAGCUUGGCCGCAAAUAACUUCCCUUUGGAAAAAUAUGACAUCACGUCGGCUUUUAAUGUGUAUACGGCGGUCUACGCUGUGGCUCAUGCUCUGCACCAGUGUCUUGGCUGUGACUCUGGAGAAUGCCAGAAUACUGAUGUACAACCAUGGCAGCUCCUGCCUUGGCUGAAGAAAGUGAGAUUCUCUGUGGAGAACAGCUCUGUGUACUUUGAUCAGAAUGGAGACCCACCCACAGGAUAUGACAUUGUGACCUGGAUUUGGAGGGGACCAGCUUGGUCUCUUCGAGUGGUGGGGUCUUACACCCCGGAUCCCACAGACCUGACUGUGAACGCAACUCAGAUUGAGUGGAUGAGCAGCUCGGGAACAGCUCCUCCAUCCAGAUGCUCCCCAGACUGCCCUGCAGGACACAUGAAGCUGCAGAAAGGACAACACAAAUGCUGCUUCGACUGCAUGCCCUGUCCAGCUGCCACCUUCCUUAAUAAGAGUGGACCCACCAUGUGCCAGCUGUGCCCACCCUUGCAGUGGGCUCCCCCAAAGAGUGAGAUGUGUCUCAACCGGACGCUGCUACUCCUGGCCUGGGACGCCCCUCACUCCAUCAUCCUGCUCGUCUUCCUGGCCCUGACCAUGCUCCUGACCCUGAGCUUUGGCCUCAUCUUCCUGCUGAACCUGGACACCCCCGUGGCCAAGUCUGCUGGAGGACGUACCUGUCUCCUGAUGCUGGCCGCCAUGACCUUAGCUGCCGCCAGCGCCCUCUGCCACUUCGGCCAUCCGUCUGGCCUGGCCUGCAUCCUCAAACAGCCUCUGUUCAUCCUCAGCUUCAGCAUCUGCAUGGCCUGUGUGACCGUGCGUGCCGUCCAGGUGGUCUGCAUCUUCAAGUUGGCCUCCAAGCUGCCCAGGGCCUAUGACACCUGGGCCAAGAACCGCGGGGCUGAGUUCACCAUCCUCCUGCUCACUGUCAUUGUUUUGCUCAUCUCUGUCCUGCGGGUGAGCCUAAAUCCUCCCUACCCCUCUCAGGACCUGGACUUCUACCCAGACAGCAUUGUCAUAGAGUGCAGUCAUACCAUGUCUCCAGGGGCUAUGACGGAGCUGGCUUAUCUCUCCCUGCUUAGCAUGAUCUGCUUCUCUUUCAGUUACAUGGGAAAGGAUCUGCCAGCCAAUUACAAUGAGGCCAAGUGUGUCACAUUCAGUCUCAUGGUCUACAUGAUCUCCUGGGUAUCCUUCUUCACUGUUUACUUUAUUAGCCGAGGGAAGUUUGCCAUGGCUAUGCAUGUCCUAGCCAUAGUGUCUAGUGUCCUUGGCUUACUAUUUGGGUACUUUAUGCCUAAGAUCUAUAUUAUUGUUCUGAGACCUCAGAUGAACACAACAGCUCAUUUUCAAAAUUGCAUUCAAAUGUACACCAUGAAUAAACAGUGA
Molecule: messenger RNA, 2463 nt
Organism: Osmerus eperlanus (European smelt)
Lineage: Eukaryota; Metazoa; Chordata; Actinopteri; Osmeriformes; Osmeridae
Product: taste receptor type 1 member 1
Exons: 6
Coding region: 1-2463 (820 amino acids)
Biological process (GO): G protein-coupled receptor signaling pathway
Cellular component (GO): plasma membrane
Molecular function (GO): G protein-coupled receptor activity
Source: RefSeq, a predicted model, not a curated record